AUGGAAAUAACCAAGUAUGUAUUUCGAAAUCUGACUAAGAUCUACUUUUCAAAGUUCGAAAAAUAUGAGUGCAAAACGUCACCUCCUGAUACGUCACAUUCUGAUACGUCCCCUCCUGAUACGUCACCUCCUGAUACGUCACCUCCUGAUACGUCACAUUCUGAUACGUCACCUCGUGAUACGUCCCCUCCUGAUACGUCACCUCCUGAUACGUCCCCUCCUGAUACGUCACCUCCUGAUACGUCACAUUCUGAUACGUCACCUCGUGAUACGUCCCCUCCUGAUACGUCCCCUCCUGAUACGUCACAUUCUGAUACGUCACCUCCUGAUACGUCACCUCCUGAUACGUCACCUCCUGAUACGUCACCUCCUGAUACGUCACCUCCUGAUACGUCCCCUCCUGAUACGUCACCUCCUGAUACGUCACCUCCUGAUACGUCACAUUCUGAUACGUCACCUCCUGAUACGUCACCUCCUGAUACGUCACCUCCUGAUACGUCCCCUCCUGAUACGUCCCCUCCUGAUACGUCACCUCCUGAUACGUCACCUCCUGAUACGUCACAUUCUGAUACGUCCCCUCCUGAUACGUCACCUCCUGAUACGUCACCUCCUGAUACGUCACAUUCUGAUACGUCACCUCGUGAUACGUCCCCUCCUGAUACGUCACCUCCUGAUACGUCACCUCCUGAUACGUCACCUCCUGAUACGUCACAUUCUGAUACGUCACCUCCUGAUACGUCACCUCCUGAUACGUCACCUCCUGAUACGUCACCUCCUGAUACGUCCCCUCCUGAUACGUCACCUCCUGAUACGUCACCUCCUGAUACGUCACAUUCUGAUACGUCACCUCCUGAUACGUCACCUCCUGAUACGUCACCUCCUGAUACGUCCCCUCCUGAUACGUCACCUCCUGAUACGUCACAUUCUGAUACGUCCCCUCCUGAUACGUCACCUCCUGAUACGUCACCUCCUGAUACGUCACAUUCUGAUACGUCACCUCCUGAUACGUCCCCUCCUGAUACGUCACAUUCUGAUACGUCCCCUCCUGAUACGUCCCCUCCUGAUACGUCACAUUCUGAUACGUCACCUCCUGAUACGUCACCUCCUGAUACGUCACCUCCUGAUACGUCACAUUCUGAUACGUCACCUCCUGAUACGUCACCUCCUGAUACGUCCCCUCCUGAUACGUCACCUCCUGAUACGUCACAUUCUGAUACGUCCCCUCCUGAUACGUCACCUCCUGAUACGUCCCCUCCUGAUACGUCACCUCCUGAUACGUCCCCUCCUGAUACGUCACAUUCUGAUACGUCACAUUCUGAUACGUCCCCUCCUGAUACGUCACCUCCUGAUACGUCCCCUCCUGAUACGUCACAUUCUGAUACGUCACAUUCUGAUACGUCACCUCCUGAUACGUCACAUUCUGAUACGUCACAUUCUGAUACGUCCCCUCCUGAUACGUCCCCUCCUGAUACGUCCCCUCCUGAUACGUCACAUUCUGAUACGUCACCUCCUGAUACGUCACCUCCUGAUACGUCACCUCCUGAUACGUCACCUCCUGAUACGUCACCUACUGAUACGUCACCUCCUGAUACGUCACCUCCUGAUACGUCACAUUCUGAUACGUCACCUCCUGAUACGUCACAUUCUGAUACGUCACAUUCUGAUACGUCACAUUCUGAUACGUCACCUCCUGAUACGUCACAUUCUGAUACGUCACAUUCUGAUACGUCACAUUCUGAUACGUCACCUCCUGAUACGUCACCUCCUGAUACGUCACCUCCUGAUACGUCACAUUCUAAUACGUCACCUCCUGAUACGUCCCCUCCUGAUACGUCCCCUCCUGAUACGUCACCUCCUGAUACGUCACCUCCUGAUACGUCACCUCCUGAUACGUCACAUUCUGAUACGUCACCUCCUGAUACGUCACAUUCUGAUACGUCACCUCCUGAUACGUCCCCUCCUGAUACGUCACCUCCUGAUACGUCACAUUCUGAUACGUCACCUCCUGAUACGUCACAUUCUGAUACGUCCCCUCCUGAUACGUCACCUCCUGAUACGUCCCCUCCUGAUACGUCACAUUCUGAUACGUCACAUUCUGAUACGUCCCCUCCUGAUACGUCACAUUCUGAUACGUCACCUCCUGAUACGUCACCUCCUGAUACGACCCCUCCUGAUACGUCACCUCCUGAUACGUCACAUUCUGAUACGUCACCUCCUGAUACGUCACAUUCUGAUACGUCACCUCCUGAUACGUCACAUUCUGAUACGUCCCCUCCUGAUACGUCACCUCCUGAUACGUCACCUCCUGAUACGUCCCCUCCUGAUACGUCACCUCCUGAUACGUCACCUCCUGAUACGUCCCCUCCUGAUACGUCACCUCCUGAUACGUCCCCUCCUGAUACGUCACCUCCUGAUACGUCACAUUCUGAUACGUCCCCUCCUGAUACGUCCCCUCCUGAAACGUCACCUCCUGAUACGUCCCCUCCUGAUACGUCACCUCCUGAUACGUCACAUUCUGAUACGUCCCCUCCUGAUACGUCACCUCCUGAUACGUCACCUCCUGAUACGUCCCCUCCUGAUACGUCACCUCCUGAUACGUCACCUCCUGAUACGUCACCUCCUGAUACGUCACCUCCUGAUACGUCACCUCCUGAUACGUCACCUCCUGAUACGUCACAUUCUGAUACGUCACCUCCUGAUACGUCACAUUCUGAUACGUCACCUCCUGAUACGUCACAUUCUGAUACGUCCCCUCCUGAUACGUCACCUCCUGAUACGUCACCUCCUGAUACGUCCCCUCCUGAUACGUCACCUCCUGAUACGUCACCUCCUGAUACGUCCCCUCCUGAUACGUCACCUCCUGAUACGUCACCUCCUGAUACGUCCCCUCCUGAUACGUCACCUCCUGAUACGUCACCUCCUGAUACGUCACCUCCUGAUACGUCCCCUCCUGAUACGUCACCUCCUGAUACGUCACAUUCUGAUACGUCACAUUCUGAUACGUCACCUCCUGAUACGUCCCCUCCUGAUACGUCACAUUCUGAUACGUCACCUCCUGAUACGUCACCUCCUGAUACGACCCCUCCUGAUACGUCACCUCCUGAUACGUCACCUCCUGAUACGUCACAUUCUGAUACGUCACCUCCUGAUACGUCACAUUCUGAUACGUCCCCUCCUGAUACAUCACAUUCUGAUACGUCACCUCCUGAUACGUCACCUCCUGAUACGUCCCCUCCUGAUACGUCACCUCCUGAUACGUCACCUCCUGAUACGUCACCUCCUGAUACGUCACAUUCUGAUACGUCACCUCCUGAUACGUCACCUCCUGAUACGUCCCCUCCUGAUACGUCACAUUCUGAUACGUCACCUCCUGAUACGUCACCUCCUGAUACGUCCCCUCCUGAUACGUCACAUUCUGAUACGUCACCUCCUGAUACGUCACCUCCUGAUACGUAA
This is a messenger RNA of Bufo bufo (common toad), 3456 nucleotides long. RefSeq names its product mucin-1-like. The coding region runs from base 1 to 3456 and encodes 1151 amino acids. The transcript is spliced from 2 exons. The record is from RefSeq and is a predicted model, not a curated record. Lineage: Eukaryota; Metazoa; Chordata; Amphibia; Anura; Bufonidae.